Molecule: messenger RNA, 1554 nt
Organism: Lethenteron reissneri (Far Eastern brook lamprey)
Lineage: Eukaryota; Metazoa; Chordata; Hyperoartia; Petromyzontiformes; Petromyzontidae
Product: procathepsin L-like
Biological process (GO): proteolysis
Molecular function (GO): cysteine-type peptidase activity
Source: RefSeq, a predicted model, not a curated record
CGGCGCUUCCCCAGCAGCCCUUAAAAGGCGGCUCAAUUCGCACGUGAAAUCUCUACAGCACCACUUCGCUGAGCCGCCGCCGUCUUCGCUGGGCUUUAAUCCUCCACGUUGCUCCAAGCCGGUCCUGACUAACGGGAAGAAGAUGAAGCUGCUGCUCGUCGCUUUGCUGGGGCUCGUGGCGGCGGUCUCUGUGGCCGUGGCCUCGCCAUUCCUCGACCCGGAGCUGUCGUCCGAGUGGGAGUCCUGGAAGGAGUUCCACGGCAAGACAUACGACCAGAAGGAGGAGGGCUGGAGGAGGAUGAUUUGGGAGAAGAACCUCAAGAAGAUCGCAGUGCACAACCUGGAGCACUCCAUGGGCAAGCACACCUGGCGCAUGGGCAUGAACCAAUUCAGUGACAUGACAAAAGAGGAGUUCCAGAAAACCAUGCUGGGCCUCAGGGGCUCGAACAACACCAGCAAGGCCUCCCGCGGCGCCACGUUCAUGGCGCCCGCCUUCUUCGAGGCUCCCGAGUCCGUCGACUGGAGGAAGCAGGGCUACGUCACCGACGUCAAGAACCAGGGCGACUGCGGCUCUUGCUGGGCGUUCAGCGCCACCGGCUCCCUCGAGGGGCAGCACAAGCGCAAGACUGGAGUGCUCGUGUCGCUGAGCGAGCAGAACCUGGUGGACUGUUCUCGUGACGAGGGCAAUAACGGCUGCGGUGGAGGACUCAUGGACCAGGCCUUUACCUACAUCAAGAAGAAUGAUGGUAUCGACUCUGAGGCGUCGUACGCGUACACGGCAAAGGAUGGGGUUUGCAAGUACAACCCCAAGAACAAGGCUGCCGAGGACACCGGCUUCAUGGACAUCCCCAACGGGAACGAGGGGGCCCUCAAGAACGCCGUGGCUUCCGUCGGCCCCGUGUCGGUCGGCAUCGACGCCAGCCUCGAAUCCUUCCAGUUGUACAGCUCCGGCAUUUACAGUGACAGCGAUUGCUCCGACAACCUUGAUCAUGGCGUGUUGGUUGUGGGCUAUGGUGUGGAUGAUGAUGAACGUAAAUUCUGGAUCGUCAAGAACAGCUGGGGAACGAAGUGGGGAGAUAAUGGAUAUAUCCUUAUGGCACGUGAUAAGGACAACCUGUGUGGCAUUGCCACUGCUGCAAGCUAUCCCCUGGUGUAAUAACCACCUGUCUCUGCACAUGCAUGCACACUGGCACACAUACUUGUGUGCAAGCAUACACAUGACUGUUAGUGUUUGUUCAACUCUUUUACAAGAAUUAAGUUUUUAGUUUUAUCCACUCUUUAUUAUGUUAAGCCACUGGCUUUUUAUGUCAAUGCAACAAGUGUUGGUGAUUACUACCAACUUCAAUGCAAGGUCUACUGUCUAAAAUAUAGUGUUGAUAUGAUUGGAAUGGUGCUAAUAUCUUAAAAUUGCCUCUUUUUUUAAUGAAUCUACCUCCCUUGGACCAGAAACACUUGAAGCGAGUGCAAUUGUGUUUUUUGAGGUUGUAUUAGCAUGUUGCCAAAACAUGGCCAGUUUUGUUUGAUCUUAAAUAAAAAAAUGUUUUAAAAAAAUUA